AGACUUCUAGUGGCUCUAAAAUGGUAUCUCAUUAUGGUUUCAAUUUCCUUUUUCCUGAUGAAAUUUUUGGUUCUUUAGAAAUGUCUGGGGCUGGGGUUGUGACUCAGUGGUAGAGCACUUGCCUAGCAUGUGUGAGGCACUGGGUUUGAUCUUUGGCACUAUAUAAAAAUAGAUAAAUAAGCUGAGUACGGUGACUGCACACCUGUAAUUCCAGUGGCUUGGGAGUCGGAGACAGGAGGAUCGCAAAUCCAAAGGAGCCUCCGCAACGGCAGUGCAUUUAGCAACUCAGUGAGACCCUGUCUCUAAAUAAAACACAAAAUAGGGCUGGGGAUGUGGCUUAGUGGUUGAGUGCCCGUGAGUUCAAUCCCCACUACUACCCCCCACCAAAAGAUAAAUAAAGGUAUUGUCUACAGCUAAAAAUAAAAAAAAAAUUUUAAAGAGAAAUGUCUGUUUGUAUCAUUUACCUAUUUUUAAAUUGGGUAGUGUUAUUUUAUUAUAAGAGUUCUUUAUAUAUUCUAGAUACGAGUACCUUAUUAAACACAAGAUUUGCAAGUAUAUAUGCUCCAUUCUGUGAAUUGUCUUCAUUUCUUGAUAAUGCACUUUGAAGGACAAAAUUUAAAUUACCUCCGUGAGUGAAAGCCUUCAGAGAGAAGCUGCUAAGAAGCAAGCCAUGAAACAGACCAAACUGGAAAUUCAGAAGGCCCUUGCAGAAGAUUCUACUGUGUAUGAAUAUGACAGUAUUUAUGAUGAAAUGCAGAAAAAAAAGGAGGAAAAUAAUCCCAAAUUGCUUUUGGGAAAAGAUCGGAAGCCAAAAUAUAUUCAUAACUUACUAAAAGCAGUUGAAAUCCGAAAAAAGGAACAGGAAAAAAGAAUGGAAAAGAAAAUACAAAGAGAACGAGAAAUGGAAAAGGGAGAAUUUGAUGAUAAAGAGGCAUUUGUGACAUCUGCUUAUAAAAAAAAAUUGCAAGAGAGAGCUGAAGAGGAAGAAAGAGAAAAGAAGGCUGCUGCACUUGAAGCACGUUUGGAUGUAACCAAACAGAAAGACCUCAGUGGAUUUUAUAGGCACCUAUUAAAUCAAGCAGUUGGAGAAGAGGAAGUACCUAAAUGCAGCUUUCGUGAAGCUAGUUUUGAAAGGACUGGAAUAAAGGAAGAGAAAUCAAGAGGUUACUCUGAUGAAGUAAAUUCAGAGAACAGAGUACUACAGGAGAAAUGCAUUAUCCAGACUGGUGUAAAGAAGGAGGAAAACCCAGAUGCAGACAGUGACUUUGAUACCAAGAGCAGUGAGGAUGAUGAAAUUGAAGAAAACAAAAUGAACUGCCGAAGGCCAAAGGUCAUAGAGACCUCUAGGAAUUACUCCAAGCAUCACAGGAAUCAAUCCCACUCACCGUCAUCUAGUGAAGAAAGAGGACAUGGUUCCAGACACCACACCAAAAGUUCCAAGUCAAGAGGGCAUGAGAAGAGGGAAGAUCCACACCAAGAGAGGCAGUCCAGAGACCAAGAGAAUUAUUAUACUGACCGUGACCACCAAAAACAAAAGGAUUCUCAUAGGCACAGAGAGGCCAGUCAUAGAGAUUCCCACUGGAAGAGGCAUGAACAAAAAGAUGCAUCAAGGAGAAGAGAUCAGAGAGAAAGAGACGAUAGAGAAUGGAAAAGGGGGAGAGAGAGGGAGAAAUAUUCCUCUAGAGAACAAGAAAGAGAUAAACAACAAAAUGAUCAUGACCGAUACAUUGAGAGAGGAGGAGAGAAGGAAGAGAAAAGCAAAACAAAGAAGGAACACAUGAAAAUAAGGAAGGAAAGAUAUGAAAAUAAUGAUAAGUACAGAAAUAGGGAAAAACAAGAGGUAAGUGUUCAGCUUUCAGAAAGAAAUCGAGACAGACGGGAAGGCAGCCCAAAUUCUAAGGCAAAAGAUGAGUUUCUUGACCAUGAAAGAUUCAGCAAAAUAAGAAACAUGGAAAAGGACAAAGAAAGAAGAAAAGACAAACCCUCUAGUUCUGAAACACCACUGGGAGCAAAACACAGACUCACAGAGGAAAGGCAAGAACAGGACAACGAACAAGAGAGACCACCUGAGGCAAUGAGCAAGUUUGCAAAGCGGAACAAUGAGGAAACUGUAAUGUCAGCUAGAGACAGGUACUUGGCCAGGCAAAUGGCACGGGUUAAUGCAAAGACCUAUAUUGAAAAAGAAGAUGAUUGAUGGCUGCUCCCAACAGGAAGAUCUGUGGAAGAACAAAACAUUGUUAACUCCUGGAAUUUGCUUUGUAAAGGCAUAAAGAAAUAUAUUAGGAGUGGCUUGGGAAGGUAUUUUUAAACAUAAUCCAAAAUUCACUUUUUUUAUUUAGGUUUAAAUUAGAAGUCAGUCUUUUUAUCUUGAAUGUUUAGCUGAAUUUAUAUAUAUAUAUAUAUUUCCUUGUUAAUAGCACAUUCUUGAUUGUAUGCAAGAACCAUGAGUGUGUACCAACCCCCCCCCCCCAGGUUCUUAGAGAGGAAAAUUGGCUCUAUAUCAACUAUUAAAAAAUAAACAACUGGGGCUGGGUUUGUGGCUCAGUGGUAGCGCGCUUGCCCCACACGUGCAAGGCCCUGGGUUCGAUCCUCAGCACCACAUAUAAAUAAAUAAAAUAAAGUUAUCAUGUCCAACUACAACUACUAAAAAUAAAUAUUUAAAAAAAAAUAAAAAUAAAAAAAAUAAACAACUCUCCUAAUAAUGUUGCUUUUGUUGCAGGAUAUGUUUUGUUUUAUAAAUAUUUUAGAUAAAAAUAUGUGAGUUUGAUAAGUAUAAUAGAGAAAAUUGUGACUUUUUAUGUUCUGAAAUUUGUAAAAAAGUGUAAAAUAUGUAUCAUGCAUCUUGUUUAACUUCUUGACCUACAACAUACUUGACUAAAUGAAAAUAAAAAUAAUGAUAUGCCUGUACUUUUAA
Marmota monax (woodchuck) is the source of this 2914-nucleotide messenger RNA. It is a transcript of the gene Nsrp1, whose product is annotated as nuclear speckle splicing regulatory protein 1. The record is from RefSeq and is a predicted model, not a curated record. Bases 671 to 2194 code for a protein of 507 amino acids. Gene Ontology annotation, biological process: regulation of alternative mRNA splicing, via spliceosome. NCBI's taxonomy places the organism in Eukaryota, Metazoa, Chordata, Mammalia, Rodentia, Sciuridae. The transcript is spliced from 6 exons.